Messenger RNA from Erinaceus europaeus (western European hedgehog), 2290 nucleotides. RefSeq names its product kelch domain containing 8A (gene KLHDC8A). NCBI's taxonomy places the organism in Eukaryota, Metazoa, Chordata, Mammalia, Eulipotyphla, Erinaceidae. The record is from RefSeq and is a predicted model, not a curated record. The transcript is spliced from 5 exons. The coding region runs from base 466 to 1518 and encodes 350 amino acids. Gene Ontology annotation, molecular function: protein binding.
CGAGGAGGUGUUGGCGCCCCAAGGCGGUUCCUGGCGUCCACCGCCGACCCUCUACCCCAGCCCCAGAGCCCCCCAGCCCCAGAGCCCCCCACCCCGUGUGCUCGGCGGGCUCGCGAUCCGCGGGCGGGGAGGGGUCAGGACAAAGACGCGGGUCUGUGCCCGCGGGGUGGUGCCCCCGGCUGCGCGUCCUGAGGGUAAAGUUGCGAGGGGCCGAGGCCGUCCGCGGCAGGGGCGGGGGGCGCGGGUCCGGCUGUCCUUGACCCGCCCCGCUCCUCCCUGCAGAGCCGGGCGAGGACGCCGCGGGCCGCCGAGUCUCGCCGGACGGGGCCGCGCUGGCCGGCGUCGGGGCCCCGGCAGCUGAGCGCGAUGGCGGCGGCGAGAGCGCGCGCGGAGUAGCGGGCGGACCCCCGGGCUCGCGCCGUCCUGCUGCUCCCGGGGCGCGGGCGGCGGGCCCUCCGGUUGGCCAUGGAGGUGCCCGACGUCAAGGACUUCCAGUGGAAGCGCCUGGCGCCACUGCCUAGCCGCCGAGUCUACUGCUCCUUGCUGGAGAGCGGGGGACAGGUCUAUGCCAUCGGGGGCUGUGACGACAAUGGCGUCCCCAUGGACUGCUUUGAGGUCUACUCCCCCGAGGCCGACCAGUGGACCCCGCUGCCGCCGCUGCCCACUGCGCGGGCCGGGGUGGCGGCCACUGCGCUGGGCAAGCGGAUCAUGGUGAUCGGGGGCGUGGGCGCCAGCCAGCUGCCCCUGAAGGUCGUGGAGAUGUACAACAUCGACGAGGGCAAGUGGAAGAAGAGGAGCGUGCUGCGCGAGGCCGCCAUGGGCAUAUCUGUCACGGCCAAAGAUUACCGGGUGUAUGCAGCCGGCGGCAUGGGCCUGGACCUCCAUCCACACAACCACCUUCAGCACUACGACAUGCUCAAGGACAUGUGGGUGUCAUUGGCACCCAUGCCCACCCCAAGAUAUGCUGCCACCUCCUUCCUCCGAGGGUCCAAGAUCUAUGUGCUGGGGGGACGCCAGUGCAAGUAUGCAGUUAAUGCCUUCGAGGUCUUUGACACUGAGACUCGCUCCUGGACCAAGUUCCCCAACAUCCCCUGCAAGCGGGCCUUCUCCAGCUUCGUGACCCUAGAUGAGCGCCUGUACAGUCUCGGGGGCCUCCUCCAAGGACGCCUCUACCGGCAGCCCAAGUUCCUGCGGACCAUGGAUGUGUUUGACAUGGAACAGGGGGGAUGGCUGAAGAUGGAACGUUCCUUCUUCCUCAAGAAGCGGCGGGCAGACUUUGUGGCCGGCUCUCUGAAUGGACGGGUGAUAGUGGCUGGAGGACUUGGGAACCAGCCCACUGUCCUGGAGACAGCUGAGGCCUUCCACCCAGGGAAGAACAAAUGGGAGCCCCUCCCAGCCAUGCCCACGCCCCGCUGUGCCUGUUCCAGCAUCGUCAUCAAGAACUGCCUCCUGGCAGUAGGAGGCGUCAACCAGGGUCUGAGUGAUGCUGUGGAAGCCCUAUGCAUGUUGGACUCUUAGCUGUCCCUGCACCCUGGCCCUGGACCAGCCCACUCUCAAGGUCCCCUCUGAGCAAUCAGGGCUACUUCCUAGGAAACUUGUCACUGUCAGGGCACAGAGCUCUCAGUGACUUCCCUAUUCUUCCAAACUCAGUGGUUUCCCUGGUCCUGGGCUGACCUCUGGGGCAUAUUCAUACUUACUGCUGAGGCAGGGAAGGGCACAGGCACAUCUAAUGCCCCCUCCUGCCAGUUCACCCUCCCCAUCUGCAGGGAAGAGCGGGGAAGACAGUGCUGAGUUGAGGGCAUGAGCUGUUAUCAUUAUCCUUUCAGCAGUUCAGAACUUGUGUGUGGGUCUGUCAGGAUGGCAAAUGGGGAAGAGUUGGAGUAGGGCCCCUAAGCCUCCCUUCUCCCUGGCUUCCAUCCCUUCUUUUCACUUGGUGGCCACCUUUGGGGCUGUCCUGGACCUCAUUUAUUCAGCAAGACUUGACCUUGGAACCAGGAGAGCCAGAUCGUAUGGACUGCUCCAGCUCAGGAGGACCCAUGCUGCUCAGGGUCCUUGAUAGCAGUGUGACAGUGGGGAGGGAGCUGAUUCCCAGUCCAAGGUCCACUAGCCACUCUGCUCACUGACUUGCUCCUGCAACCCCUCUCCACCAGAGAUGGGAGCUUUUUGUCACCGACAGCCCUGGAGUGAUCUGUGCGAGACCUUCUCAUUUACACUGUGGCAUCUAAUCCACCAAGGCUGGAUUCACUGCACUCUGGUCAACACAGCACAAUGAUUAAACUCUAUAUUCCUA